CUAAUGAUGACGAUGAUACCACCAUCACCGCCAUGUUUUGACAGUCGAGCCGCAAGUCCUGUCGACACGACGAUCAGUGUCACUAGCAAAAGUAGCUGCAGUAGCAGCGAAGAUCUAUAUACACCACCGCCAUCGCCACCGCUAAAGAAACGAAAAGUGCCUAUGGAAUGGUAUCCCGGCACCAUUGACCUUUUUUUGCAGCAACAGGCCCGCUCCGCUGAUCUCUAUAGUUACAAAGACGACAAUGAACGGCCCUACAAAUGUCAAGUAGAUGGCUGUGACAAGGCGUACAAAAAUGCCAAUGGCUUAAAGUAUCACAAGGCGCAUGGCCACUGUCAUGAAAAGCAGCAAGACGAAUCCGAACUCAUUGCCAAAAAGCCAUACCGUUGCUCUAUUGGUAUCUGCAACAAACGAUACAAAAAUCUCAACGGAUUAAAGUAUCACAUUGAGCAUACGCAUUUGGCCAAGCUUCGCCAGCACUAUCACCACCCUCAUCACCUUUCGUCAACCAUUCACUCAUGAAUGAGAC
Messenger RNA from Zychaea mexicana, 529 nucleotides. RefSeq lists its product as uncharacterized. The coding region runs from base 4 to 522 and encodes 172 amino acids. The transcript is spliced from 2 exons. NCBI's taxonomy places the organism in Eukaryota, Fungi, Mucoromycota, Mucoromycetes, Mucorales, Lichtheimiaceae. The record is from RefSeq and is a predicted model, not a curated record. Gene Ontology annotation, cellular component: nucleus.